Myxocyprinus asiaticus (Chinese sucker) is the source of this 5497-nucleotide messenger RNA. Its product is annotated as zinc finger MYM-type protein 2-like. Bases 435 to 4517 code for a protein of 1360 amino acids. The record is from RefSeq and is a predicted model, not a curated record. The transcript is spliced from 23 exons. Lineage: Eukaryota; Metazoa; Chordata; Actinopteri; Cypriniformes; Catostomidae. Gene Ontology annotation, molecular function: zinc ion binding.
AUUACUCGUGAAAGAAUAACUUCUGACCAUUUUUUUUCACUACAAUAACAAUGGCGCAGUCUCGGAGGCUCUCCUCCCUCCAGUUCGCCGCUAAUCCAAUGGCUGCAUGCGCCAGAGAGGCCAGGGGUGGGAACAGGAUCGACACAUGGGCCGGGGGCAUUGCGCGAAAACCGCUAAGCAUUUCUCACGCAGAGAAGCAGUUAGCCUAGAUUGUGAUGGUCAUGCGUAGUAACUUUGCGCACCCGGUGGCCCUUGAAUUUCCCAAAUAUAAUUAAAGUCUAUGAACGAGAGCUUGUUGACGUCGUCACCCGGUUACCUUGACAGCGCAAGGAUCGUGGUCGGGUGUUGGUGCGUGCGUGGAAACGGAGGGUCCAGAGUCAAGGGCACGGCCCAGGGGUCCCCGGUACGGGCGAAUAAUGGUGGUUGCCUAAGCAAUGGAUGGAGAUUUGGAAGCCAGGGCAGAUGUUGAGGAGGCAGGUAAAGUCACAGGGGAGGAGGAGGAGGGUCAAAUGGAAACCACACCCAAAACUGAACAGAGUCCAUCUGCAGAAGAGCAGGUGACAGCACCAGACGGCAUACCCAAAGCCUCGGAAGACAAUGAUGACGAUGUAGUAUUAGUUGAAGAGCCUCCUGCUCACUCUCAAGGGAGAGUACAGACCGCCAGCCCCUCCGAAUCUCACACACCUGCAGAAACCCUCACUGCUGCCAAAGACUGUAAAGAGCCGGCUACAACGGCAACUGCUGCCUCUAAGCCUCCCAGUCCUCCCUCCUCUGCAGCUGCCACCUCAGCCGUAACUACGACAUCCAAAAGCCAGAGUGAGCCAAUCGUCAUAGAUGAUGAGGAGGAUUCAGGUGCCGUCUCUUCCUCCUUGCUGCCCCCUGAGGCCGAGGGUGCAUUGAGCAGCACAGAACCUGACUCUGAAAUCAAGAUCGCUAGCGUUACCACAUUGGGAGCAGACUCUUCAGCAGUUGCCAUGGCAACGUCAACAGGAACGCCACUGUACGCUCAGGAGGAUAUAAACCUCAUGAUUACAAAUGUCACGUCGCUAAAGGGCGAUGGUGGGGUGCCAGCUUCUGGGUUGGAGAAUUCAGAGGGAGCUGAGAAUGGAUUGCUGAUCAGUAGUGCAUUCAGCCUGAAUCCAGAGGCCCAGCAGAACCAGGGUGCAGCCAGCAGACCUUCACCAACGUUCAACCCAGGACGCGUUAAUGCUGCCAGCCAGCCUGUGCAGAAUGGAGAAACAGGGACUCACCAGAGAUCUGAUUCAUGGAUCUCCCAGUCGGCCUCUUUUCCACGUAACCAGAAGCAGCCUGGAGUGGACUCUCCAUCUCCUGCAGCACCUCUCCCCAAACCGCCCUGCCAGUCCUCCUCAGGAUCCCAGCAGCCCCAACGCACUAUGAAAGUCACAUGCGCCAACUGUAAGAAACCUUUGAAGAAAGGCCAGACUGCUUACCAGCGCAAGGGCUCGUCCCACCUGUUUUGCUCAACUUCCUGCCUAUCUGCCUUCUCCCACAAGCCCACUCCCAAGAAGAGCUGCACCAUGUGCAAGAAAGACAUUACAAAUAUGAAAGGAGGCACCAUUGUGGCCCAGGUAGACUCCAGUGAAUCAUUUCAUGAGUUCUGUAGCACUGGCUGCCUGGCAGCUUAUGAAAACAAACAGAAUCCUCAGAAGAACCAACUCAAAACUAAGUGCACUGUCUGUGGAAAGCUCACUGAGAUUCGUCAUGAAGUGAGCUUUAAGAACGUAACCCACAAGAUCUGCAGUGAUGCGUGCUUUAACCGUUACCGUAUGGCUAAUGGGCUUGUCAUGAACUGCUGCGAACAGUGUGGGAACUACCUGCCCAGUCGUGCCACAGCAAACCACUUUUUACUCAUCGAUGGUCAGCAAAAACGCUUUUGCUGUCAAAACUGCAUCAGGGAUUAUAAACAGACUCAUGGGAAGUUGGUGCAGUGUGUUGGUUGUAAGGUGAUGUGCAGAUCUUUUGAUGCCACUCAGUGUAUUGGGUCAAAUGGAGCCAUGGAAACUUACUGCUCUACAGCUUGUAUGACCAAGAGCAAAUUUGCAACUGCUGCACAGAAUGCUGAGCCCGUAUGUCACUUCUGUAAGAGAAAUGCAUUACCUCAAUAUCAGGCAACUCUACCUGAAGGGAAGGUUUUGAGCUUCUGCAGUUCACAAUGUGUCACUAAGUUCCAGAAUGCUACGAUCCAAACAUCAGCCAACGGGCAGCCUCCUGCUUCAGCUUCUGAAAGUAUUCAGCUGAAAUGUAACUACUGCCGUGGUUCCUUCAGCCUGAAGCCAGAGAUUCUGGAGUGGGAGGAUAGAGUAUAUCAGUUCUGCAGUAAGGCCUGUUGUGAGGACUACAAGAAGCUCCAUUGCAUAGUGACGUUCUGUGAGUUCUGUCAGGAGGAGAAGACUCUUCAUGAGACUGUGAAGUUCUCUGGGGUGAAGAGACCCUUCUGUAGUGAAGGUUGCAAGUUACUGUUCAAGCAGGAUUUCGCCAGACGUCUGGGGCUGAAGUGUGUCACUUGCAACCAUUGCACCCAGAUGUGUAAGAAAUCUGUAACCAAACAGAUAGACGGAGUCAGCAGGGACUUCUGCAGCGAAACAUGUUCUAAGAAGUUUCAUGACUGGUACUACAAGGCGGCACGCUGUGACUGCUGUAAGGUGCAGGGGAACCUGACAGAGUCUGUGCAGUGGCGUGCAGAGAUGAAGCACUUCUGCGAUCAGCAGUGUCUCCUUCGCUUCUACUGCCAACAGAAUGAACCCAACAUGGCCACACAGCGAGGCCCUGAAAACACAGCUUUCGGGCUUGGAGGACCAACCCAAGCAUCUAAGAUGGGGCCUGUAUCACAUACUGGUGGAGGGAUUCUAAAAGAUGUGAAAAAUAAAGCUGUGCUCUGUAAGCCCCUCACCAUGACAAAGGCCACGUACUGUAAACCCCACAUGCAGAGCAAACCACUGCAAACAGAUGAGGCUGACCUGGAACGCACUGGAAAGGAGUAUGUUCCUGUUCCAAUCCCUGUUCCCGUUUACGUCCCAGUACCCAUGAACCUCUAUGCUCAGGUCACGCCCACACCUAUUGCAAUACCUGUACCGGUGCCUGUGCCAGUGUUUCUGCCCACCACACUGCAGAACGCUGAGCAGAUUGUGAAGGCUAUCAAUGAGCUCAAGACCGAAGUCCCCUCUGACCCUCUGGAAGCUGAUCUGGCAGCCAUAGCUGAAGUGAUUGCAAGAGACGAGGAUGAGAAACCAGACUGCGACAUAAAGUGUGAAAAAAGCUGUAAGGAAGUGAAGAUGGAAAGCAUAAAACUUGAAAAUGGCAGUGACAGCUCAGAAGAGGAGGAGGAAGACAAGUAUGAGCCAGAUUUGGACCUGGAGAAGGACUUUCCACUAGCAUCUGAGCCCAUCCUGGUCGAGUGCCUCGAUGCAGACAUGCUCUUCUCAUUGCCUCCAGUCCUGACUGAGGAGAAAGAGAAGAUGCCUCAAAUCAGAACCAGGAGGAGGGGUCAGAAGAGGCGGGCAGUAGAGGAAGAGUCUUCCUCCUCUUUAUCCUCAUUACCAGCAGUAGAGUCUCUAACAGCAGACAGCUCCUUCCCCUUGAGCUCCAGGUAUGGCUUAAAUGCAUGGAGGAGAUGGGCCACGUCUGCAGCCUCACAGUCCAGCGAGUCCAAAGGAAAGGAAAGCCAGAAACAAGUUUGUUUAAAAGGCAGUCUCCUGUUGCUGAGCCCAGAAGAGCUGAAUCAGUCUUUAUCUUGCUUUGUGAAAGAGGUGCAUCGACCCAACGGGGAGUGCUAUGCUCCAGACAGCAUCCUCUACCUCUGCCUCAGCAUCCAGAAGCAUUUGCAGGACAAGGGGAGGACAGAUGACCUCUUCGGUGACCCACAAUAUGACCUGUUCAGAGAAGAACUGAACAAGCUCCUUAAAGACUGGCAACCCACUGUUCUUCCUGAUGGUUCUCGUUGGGGGCGUGUUGAGGAGCAGUGUCUGUGGAGCAGUGGGCAGCUGGGGGAGCAGACGCCCUCCGUCCUGCUGAGAUCUCUCCUCUAUCUCAACACCAAAUACUUUGGCCUCCGCACCACCGAACAGCACUUACGCCUCUCGUUUGGAAAUGUCUAUGGCCUCAACAGUUCCAAACCACACAGCCAUGAUACCACCGUCUGCAUACGCAUACCCUCCAUCUCACAUGAGCAGCAUGAGCAAUCAGGAAGUAAGAGGAGGCGUAAAGACAACUGUGACUCAAAUUUUGAGGCGGAUGGUGGUUCAGAAGGACCUGUUCACUGUCCUGUUAAGAAACAUGAGUGCCGACUGUAUGAGCUUUACCUUUCAAAGUGCCCAGAGUCUGUGAGGCAGAGGACAGACUUUUUUUACAUGACGCCAGAGGUCUCUGCUUCCUCAGACAGUCCACUAUGGUUCAGCUCAACUCCUCUAGAGAAAAGUGCACUGGCUAGGCUCCUGAUUCGAGUGCUGCUGAUCAGAGAUAUAUAUAAAGAGAACCAGUUUGAGGAGGAGGGCGUUUAAAGGCCGAUGCACUUAGAACUUCUUACUGUGCUAUCAUUUUACCCAGUGCAUCACAAGCCAGCUGCUUUCCAAGUCACACCCUGCCACUCUCCCUUUAAACACAUCCCAGUACAGUUAUGAGCUAUGAGAUGAUGUCAAGCUGAACAUUGGUGGGAUUAUGCUGAUUCGGUUCAGUCUUCCCAGAGGACCCUGAAUGGAGUGGAUGGUCUCCAGAAACGCGACCUGCGGAAUGCUGCUUUCUUCUCUUUUUGGGGGGGGGGGCUGUUUGAUUUUGUUCAUUUAAAUUUAUUGGAAACUUUUGUUCAUGUAGCAUUACUUGUGUGGCCACUGUGGUCUGUAAAUAUUAGUAGUCUGUUAGCAGACAGGUGCAAAGACACAGGACUAGUGUUCCUAUAAGUAAAGUCAUGGGAAUUCAGGACAAUUAUUUACUUCAUCCCAAAAUUGGACCCAACAAAGCCUUCUAAAGAUGAAAUUUAUUUAUUACCGUUGGUUGGUGUCUGUUAAAGAGAGUCUGAGAUUUUCUAACAGCAGAGCAAGGGGUGUGUUGGACGCUGUGCAAUGUUCCAAUUUCUCUUGCCUUCCAUAAGAGCAUUAAAACCUACUGCAGCCCUCGACCUCUUCUUUGUGUGUGUGGUGUGUGAUUGUGAGUGUUUGUGUAUGUGUGGGUGUUUUUUUCUCUCCCUUUUCUUGUUGAUUUAGAGUGGAUUGGAUAGGAAUUGGUCCUUCGCAGCCAAUACGUAUCUGGUAUUGAAACUUUAAGUGUGAAACUAUUCCUCUCAACAAUCAAGUAUAUAAAAUUUUACUUUGAAUUUUAUCCUCAGUGUUGUACUGAGUACACGAUUAAGCAGAGACAUAUUGUCAAUGUCUUAACUUCAUAGGAUUUGCUCUGUACCCUUCCUGGAGUAGAGAGAAUUUUGAAGGAUGUGUGCAUGCACAAAGGCGAUUCCGUCUUUUGAUAAUUAAACAUUACGUUUAAAACA